CUUUUCUCAAUGGUUAGCGCAUGUGCGUUCGCGAGAUUAGGGUCGGCUGCCCUACGGGUGGAGAGACAGCGGGGGAUGGAGAGGGAGUGACUCGGGGACCAGCAGAUAGUGGGGCCGGUGUGAUAACGGCAUAGAUUAAGCUUGUUAAAGGAACCCUCAACCUAUCAGUUAUCACCAUGGUGGCCUUGUCACUGAAAAUAUGUGUCCGUCAGUGCAAUGUAGUGAAGACCAUGCAGUUUGAGCCAUCCACUGCUGUAUACGAUGCAUGCCGAAUCAUCCGGGAGAGGGUCCCCGAAGCUCAGACAGGGCAAGCAUUUGACUUUGGGCUGUUCCUAUCAGAUGAAGAUCCUAGAAAAGGGAUAUGGUUGGAGGCUGGCAGGACCCUGGACUAUUACAUGCUGAGAAAUGGGGAUGUCCUGGAAUACAAGAAAAAGCAGCGUCCCCAGAAGAUCAGAAUGCUUGAUGGGGCAGCCAAGAUGAUUAUGGUGGAUGACUCCAAGACAGUGGGGGAGCUCCUUGUUACAAUCUGUAGUAGGAUAGGAAUUACAAAUUAUGAAGAGUACUCUCUAAUCCGGGAGACCAUUGAGGAGAAGAAGGAAGAACCAACAGGGACUUUGAAGAAAGACAGAACACUACUCCGAGAUGAAAAGAAGAUGGAAAAACUUAAAGCAAAGCUCCAUACAGAAGAUGAGUUGAACUGGUUGGAUCAUAGUCGCACAUUCCGUGAACAAGGUGUGGAUGAGAAUGAAACCCUUCUCCUGCGUAGGAAGUUCUUCUACUCUGAUCAGAAUGUGGAUUCCAGAGACCCAGUGCAGCUUAACCUGCUUUAUGUUCAGGCUCGUGAUGAUAUCUUGAAUGGAUCCCACCCUGUGUCAUUUGAUAAAGCCUGUGAGUUUGGUGGAAUACAAACACAGAUACAGUUCGGACCUCAUGUGGAAGUAAAGCACAAACCUGGAUUUUUAGAUCUAAAAGAGUUUCUGCCCAAAGAGUACAUUAAACAAAGAGGAUCAGAGAAGAAGCUAUUUCAGGAGCAUAAAAACUGUGGAGAAAUGACAGAAAUAGAAGCCAAAGUGAAGUAUGUGAAGCUGGCGCGCUCUCUGCGAACGUAUGGCGUUUCAUUCUUCCUGGUGAAGGAGAAAAUGAAGAGCAAAAACAAACUGGUACCACGUCUCCUGGGUAUCACCAAGGACUCUGUGAUGCGGGUAGAUGAGAGAACCAAGGAAGUGUUACAAGAAUGGCCUCUGACAACUGUUAAACGCUGGGCUGCCUCUCCUAAAAGCUUCACAUUGGAUUUUGGAGAGUACCAGGAGAGUUAUUACUCUGUCCAGACUACAGAAGGGGAGCAAAUAUCUCAGCUUAUUGCUGGAUAUAUAGACAUCAUUCUGAAGAAGAAACAAAGCAAGGACCGGUUCGGUUUGGAGGGGGAUGAGGAAUCUACCAUGCUAGAAGAGUCAAUCUCCCCUAAAAAAUCCACCAUUCUGCAGCAACAGCAGGUCACUCGUCCAGGAAAGCCAGAACUUGGAACAGUGGCUCUCCCUGCUAUCAUACGAUCAGGAUCCAGUGGACCUGAAUCCUUUAAUAUGGGCAGUAUGCCUUCUGCCCAGCAGCAACUCACCAUAGAUCAGAUGCACAGAGGACACAUGCCACCACUAACUUCUGCCCAGCAAGCGCUGAUGGGGACGAUUAACACCAGUAUGCAUGCAGUGCAACAGGCACAUGAUGACCUCAGACAAGUGGACAACCUGCCAGAUCUUGGACAUGACAUGGCAUCAAGAGUUUGGAUUCAGAACAAGGUAGACGAAUCCAAGCAUGAGAUCCAUUCCCAGGUGGAUGCCAUCACGGCAGGAACAGCAUCCGUAGUGAAUUUGACUGCUGGUGAUCCAACAGAGACAGAUUACACAGCUGUGGGCUGCGCUAUUACCACCAUCUCUUCCAACCUAACAGAAAUGUCAAAAGGAGUGAAGCUGCUGGCUGCAUUGAUGGAGGAUGAGGUUGGCAGUGGAGAGAAAUUGCUAGGAGCGGCCCGGACACUAGCAGGCGCUGUUUCAGACCUGCUCACUGCUGUGCAACCUUCUUCAGGAGAGCCACGUCAGACUGUUCUCACAGCAGCUGGCAGCAUUGGACAAGCAAGUGGAGAUCUACUGCGACAGAUUGGCGAGAGCGACACUGACGAGAGGUUCCAGGAUGUGUUAAUGAAUUUAGCAAAAGCAGUGGCCAAUGCAGCUGCUAUGAUGGUGCUUAAGGCAAAGAAUGUUGCACAAGUGACCGAGGAUACAGUUCAGCAGAACAGGGUGAUUGCAGCUGCUACACAAUGUGCACUGUCCACUUCCCAGCUGGUGGCCUGUGCUAAGGUGGUGAGUCCAACCAUAAGUUCACCAGUGUGCCAGGAGCAGCUAAUUGAGGCAGGGAAGUUGGUGGACCGUUCUGUGGACAACUGUGUACGAGCUUGCCAGGCUGCAACUGAAGAUAUGGAGCUCUUGAAGCAGGUCAGCGCAGCAGCCAGUGUUGUGGGCCAAGCACUCAAUGAUCUUCUGCAGCAUGUACGCCAAUUCACCAGUCGUGGGGAGCCUAUUGGACGCUAUGAUCAGGCUACUGACACCAUCAUGUGUGUCACGGAGAGCAUAUUCAGUUCUAUGGGGGAUGCAGGUGAAAUGGUACGGCAGGCAAGAGUGCUGGCACAAGCCACAUCUGACUUGGUGAAUGCAAUGAGAUCUGAUGCAGAGGCAGAGAUUGACAUGGAUAAUUCCAAAAAGUUGCUGGCUGCGGCUAAAUUGCUGGCAGACUCAACGGCACGUAUGGUGGAGGCUGCAAAGGGUGCUGCAGCCAACCCUGAAAAUGAGGAUCAGCAACAACGACUCAGAGAGGCAGCUGAGGGUCUGAGAGUUGCAACCAAUGCAGCUGCCCAAAAUGCCAUCAAGAAAAAGAUUGUAAAUCGCUUGGAGGCUGCUGCUAAACAGGCUGCAGCUGCUGCCACACAAACCAUUGCAGCUUCACAGAAUGCAUCUGUCUCCAACAAAAACAUAGCAGCUCAUCAACAGCUAGUCCAGAGUUGCAAGUCAGUCGCAGACCAUAUUCCUCAACUGGUUCAAGGAGUGAGAGGCAGCCAGGCCCAGGCUGAGGAUCUAAGUGCCCAACUUGCUCUUAUUAUAUCCAGCCAGAACUUCUUACAGCCCGGAAGUAAGAUGGUGACGUCUGCCAAGGCUGCUGUGCCUACUGUAACAGAUCAGGCAGCUGCCAUGCAAUUAGGCCAAUGUGCAAAGAAUCUAGCAACAAGCUUAGCCGAACUACGCACUGCAGCACAGAAGGCACAUGAGGCCUGUGGGCCAAUGGAAAUAGACUCCGCACUGAAUUCUGUCCAGACACUAAAGAAUGAACUGCAAGAUGCAAAGAUGGCUGCAUCUGACAGACAACUGAAACCGCUACCUGGCGAGACGUUGGAAAAGUGUGCUCAGGAUCUCGGCAGUACCUCGAAGACCGUUGGUUCAUCAAUGGCUCAGCUUCUGACAUGUGCCGCUCAGGGAAACGAGCAUUAUACAGGUGUGGCUGCAAGAGAGACUGCUCAGGCUUUGAAGGCAUUGGCACAGGCAGCUCGUGGUGUGGCUGCUUCAACUGGUGAUCCCCAAGCUGCUAGUGACAUGCUGGACUCGGCUAGAGAUGUAAUGGAUGGGUCAGCCAAUCUCAUCCAGGAAGCAAAGCAAGCUUUGUUAGCACCUGGAGAUGCAGAGAUUCAGCAGCGACUGGCCCAGGUGGCCAAAUCUGUUUCACAUUCCCUGAAUAACUGUGUGAACUGUCUGCCUGGGCAGAAGGAUGUGGAUAUGGCUUUGAAGAGCAUUGGGGAGUCCAGCAAGAAGCUGCUUGUGGAUUCACUUCCUCCAAGCACUAAGUCAUUUCAAGAGGCCCAGAGUGAACUGAACCAGGCAGCUGAAGGUCUGAACCAGUCAGCAGGGGAAGUGGUUCAUGCUUCAAGAGGGCAAAGUGGGGAACUGGCAGCUGCCUCGGGCAAAUUCAGUGAGGAUUUUGAUGAGUUUCUUGAUGCUGGCAUUGAGAUGGCUGGCCAGACACAGAAUAAGGAUGACCAGAUACAGGUUAUAGGUAAUCUAAAGACAAUCUCAAUGGCCUCCAGCAAGCUGCUCCUGGCUGCUAAAUCACUUUCUGUGGAUUCUGGAGCUCCAAGUGCCAAAAACUUGCUGGCAGCUGCAGCAAGAGCUGUAACUGAGAGCAUAAACCAGCUUAUCACCCUAUGCACACAGCAGGCACCAGGUCAGAAAGAGUGUGACAAUGCACUACGUGAGCUGGAGACUGUGAAAGGGAUGCUUGAGAACCCGAAUGAACCAGUCAGUGACCUUUCUUAUUUUGACUGUAUCGAAAGUGUAAUGGAGAAUUCCAAGGUUCUUGGAGAAUCCAUGGCUGGGAUCUCUCAAAAUGCUAAAACGGGUGAUUUGCCAGUUUUUGGGGAGUGUGUUAGUGUAGCCUCCAAAGCUUUGUGUGGACUGACAGAAGCAGCUGCCCAGGCUGCCUAUCUUGUUGGUAUAUCUGAUCCCAAUAGCCAGGCUGGCCAACAGGGAUUGGUGGACCCUAUCCAGUUUGCAAGAGCUAAUCAAGCCAUUCAGAUGGCUUGCCAGAAUCUAGUGGAUCCAGCAAGUAGUCCAUCCCAGGUGCUCUCAGCAGCGACAAUUGUAGCCAAACAUACCUCCGCAUUAUGUAAUGCUUGUCGCAUUGCAUCAUCCAAGACUGCUAACCCCGUGGCUAAGAGACAUUUUGUCCAGUCUGCAAAAGAAGUUGCAAACAGUACUGCUAACCUAGUGAAAACAAUUAAGACACUUGAUGGAGACUUUUCUGAUGACAAUCGGGAAAAGUGCAGUACAGCAACUGCCCCACUCAUUUCAGCUGUAGAAAACUUGACCGCAUUUGCCUCAAACCCUGAGUUUGCCAGCAUCGCAGCUCAGAUUAGCAAUGAGGGAUCCCGAGCCCAGGAACCUAUCUUAGUAUCUGCCGUCACCAUGCUGGAGAGUUCAUCAUCUCUCAUCAAGACUGCCAGGUCCUUGGCCAUCAAUCCCAAGGAUCCCCCAACCUGGUCCAGCCUAGCUGGUCACUCCCGCAUUGUUUCUGAUUCCAUCAAGAGCUUGAUUACAUCCAUUAGGGACAAAGCUCCAGGGCAAAGAGAAUGUGAUCAGUCAAUCGAUAGCAUCAACAGGUGUAUCCGUGACAUUGAACAGGCAUCUCUUGCUUCAGUUAGUCAAAAUCUGGCUAUGCGGGAUGACAUCUCUUUGGAGGCUCUGCAAGAACAACUUACAUCUGUGGUUCAGGAAAUUGGUCACCUCAUUGAUCCCAUCACUGUUGCAGCUAGAGGUGAAGCAGCACAGCUUGGACACAAGGUCACACAACUUGCCCAGUACUUUGAGCCUCUAAUCCUAAGUGCAGUUGGAGUAGUCUCUAAGAUCCUGGAUCAUCAGCAGCAGAUGACAGUACUAGAUCAGACAAAGACCCUCGCAGAAUCUGCUCUCCAGAUGUUGUAUGCAGCCAAGGAGGGUGGUGGAAAUCCCAAGGCCUCACACACCCAUGAUGCAAUUGCAGAGGCUGCUCAGCUAAUGAAAGAGGCAGUUGAUGAUCUCAUGAUCACCCUGAAUGAGGCUGCCAGCGAGGUUGGCAUGGUUGGAGGCAUGGUGGAUUCCAUUGCUGAUGCAAUUAGCAAGCUGGAUGAAGGGACUCCUCCUGAGCCCACUGGAACCUUUGUGGACUAUCAGACCACAGGAGUUAAAUAUUCCAAGGCCAUAGCUGUCACUGCACAGGAAAUGAUGACCAAGUCUGUCACUAACCCUGAGGAACUGGGCAGUUUAGCCUCCCAGGUGACAAGUGACUAUGGGAAUUUAGCAAUCCAUGGACGGAUGGCAGCAGCCACUGCAGAACCAAAAGAGGUUGGUGUCCAGAUUAAGUCUCGGGUACAAGAUUUGGGUCAUGGUUGUAUAUUCCUAGUUCAGAAGGCUGGAGCACUGCAGAUCUGCCCAUCUGACAGCUAUACCAAGCGGGAGCUUAUAGAAUGUGCCAGAGCUGUGACAGAGAAGGUUUCCCUAGUUCUGUCAGCACUUCAGGCUGGUAACAAGGGAACCCAGGCCUGUAUCACAGCAGGCAGCGCUGUGUCUGGCAUCAUUGCGGAUCUGGACACCACAAUCAUGUUUGCCACAGCUGGAACACUUAACUCUGAGAACAAAGAGUCCUUCGCUGAUCACAGAGAAAACAUACUGAAGACAGCCAAGGCUCUUGUGGAAGACACAAAGUUACUGGUAUCAGGGGCAGCAUCUAGCCAGGAGAAAUUGGCACAGGCAGCGCAGUCAUCAGCCAACACUAUUACCCAGCUAGCAGAAGUGGUGAAACUUGGAGCAGCAAGUCUUGGUUCUGAUGACCCUGAAACACAGCUCUAUAUCUAUCUGCAAAUAAGACGGCCCAGCCUGGACACAAUAUUCCAAGUGAACACGGAGCAGUGCCGGGUAGUACUUAUCAAUGCUAUCAAAGAUGUGGCAAAGGCCCUGGGAGAUUUAAUUGGAGCCACGAAAGGUGCAGCAGGGAAGGCAGCUGAUGACCCAUCAAUGUAUCAUCUGAAGAGCGCAGCCAAGGUUAUGGUGACAAAUGUCACCUCGCUCUUGAAGACUGUGAAAGCUGUAGAAGAUGAAGCAACACGCGGUACAAGGGCUCUUGAAGCCACAAUUGAGCAUAUCAAACAGGAACUUACUGUGUUCCAGUCUAAGGAGGCUCCAGACAACACAACAUCCCCAGAAGAAUCUAUCCGCAUGACCAAAGGAAUCACAACUGCAACAGCAAAAGCCGUUGCAGCAGGAAAUUCAUGCAGACAGGAAGAUGUAAUUGCCACAGCCAAUCUGAGUCGAAAGGCUGUAUCAGAGAUGCUCACAGCCAGCAAGCAAGCUGUAUACCAUCCUGAUGUCAGCCCAGAUACCAGAGAACGUGCACUGAAAUAUGGGACUGAGUGUACCCUGGGAUACUUGGAGAUGCUGGAACAUGUUUUAUUGAUUCUGCAGAAACCAAGCCCGGAAUCCAAGCUGCAGCUUUCAGGGUUCUCAAAACGUAUUGCGUCCGCUGUGACAGAACUGAUUCAGAUCACAGAGACCAUGAAAGGCACUGAAUGGGUUGAUCCUGAAGAUCCCACUGUGAUAGCGGAGACUGAACUGAUGGGAGCAGCAGCAUCUAUUGAAGCAGCAGCAAAAAAACUGGAGCAGCUCAAACCGCGAGCAAAACCCAGGCAAGCUGAUGAGACCCUGGAUUUCGAGGAGCAGAUCCUAGAAGCCGCAAAAUCCAUCGCAGCUGCCACAAGCGCACUGGUGAAAUCUGCUUCUGCAGCACAGAGAGAGCUGGUUGCACAGGGCAAGGUUGGCGCCAUUGCUGCCAAUGCAGCAGAUGAUGGACAGUGGUCCCAGGGACUCAUUUCAGCUGCCAGGAUGGUGGCAGCAGCAACCAGCAACCUGUGUGAAUCAGCUAAUGCAUCAGUGCAGGGCCAUGCCAGUGAAGAAAAGCUAAUCUCCUCUGCCAAGCAGGUGGCAGCUUCCACAGCCCAGCUCCUGGUGGCCUGCAAGGUGAAAGCAGACCAAGACUCUGAAGCCAUGAGAAGACUUCAGGCUGCAGGUAAUGCAGUUAAACGCGCCUCGGAUAAUCUGGUCCGAGCGGCACAGAAAGCUGCCUUCAGCAAAGCAGAGGAUGAUGACGUGGUGGUGAAAACGAAAUUUGUGGGAGGAAUUGCACAGAUCAUUGCAGCCCAGGAGGAGAUGCUGAAAAAGGAGAGAGAGUUGGAAGAAGCCCGGAAAAAACUUGCUCAGAUCCGCCAACAGCAAUACAAAUUUUUACCAUCUGCCCUAAGAGAAGAGGAAAGCUAGUAAUCCUGGUGUCUGCUUGACCCAAAAGCAAACCACUCUGAAGCAUCUGAGGAAAGAAAAACUAUCUUAAAAAAAACUCUCCCUGCUGCUUGUUGGAUUAAAAAAGACAAUUAGAAAGUUGGAGAGUAUUCUCUCCUGAGUCUAGCAGUAUUACGUCCCAAACUGGAACUGUGUAUACAAGUACAAAUAUAUAUAUAUAUAUAUAUAAAAGAUAUACACACCCACAGGAGCUGCGGCGGGACUCUUACGCAGAGACAGUUCCACACGUAAAUAAAUAAAGUUGUUGUUUUAAGAAUCUCUUCCCUCAAUUUAACCCACUCACUGUUGUCACUCUGGUAUUAAACAAAAAAAAAAUAAGAGGGAGGAGAUUGCAUUUCAAACACAUUUUCUAUGUAUUUUUCCUUUAAAUUUGACUUGUUCACUGGAACAGUUAUGUACCCUAAAAUAUUCUAUAUAAAGCCUCUUGGGAAUAAAAGGCACUUGUAAAGAAGCGUCAGUGUUCCUCAGUGAUUAUUGCUCUCGGAGUCGGCAGGAGGUGACGUUUCCGUCCAUAUUUGUAGCAUGAUUCUGAGCAAUUAUCAAACAGCCGUGAGGUAAAUGCUGAAGGUACUUAAAACAGGGUAUCCAGGAUCCACACUGAUUCUUUACUUUUAUAUAUGUAGAAAAUCUUACACAAUAUUAUAUUGCAGUAUUAAAUACACUUCUAUUGUAUAAAGUACAAAUUUCUCUCUAAAUUGUUUCAUUUUCUAUUCUCAGUCCUAAUGGUAUCCACACAACCAAGCAAUAGGGCACCAAUAAAGUGCUUUUUCUCUCA
Messenger RNA from Bombina bombina (fire-bellied toad), 8694 nucleotides. RefSeq names its product talin 2 (gene TLN2). The coding region runs from base 177 to 7880 and encodes 2567 amino acids. The transcript is spliced from 59 exons. The record is from RefSeq and is a predicted model, not a curated record. Gene Ontology annotation, cellular component: plasma membrane; cytoskeleton; ruffle. Gene Ontology annotation, molecular function: integrin binding; actin filament binding; structural constituent of cytoskeleton. Lineage: Eukaryota; Metazoa; Chordata; Amphibia; Anura; Bombinatoridae. Gene Ontology annotation, biological process: cell-cell adhesion.